AUGCGCGACCCCAGUCACCCCACACUACAGUUCAGUGUCAACACUGUCACACAAACUCACAGUCCGUUCACGAUCAUCUUGAGACCGUAAAAGUCCCUACUUUCGUCCUCAUGAUGGGAUUGGCGAACGAGUGCAGCACUGGUGGCCUUGUGGUAAAGUAACCUAUAUUGUAAUGUGAUUGUUUUAUUUCAUUCAAGAUCAUUUAUGUGAGAUUUUUCGUUGCUCCUGUCACGUCCUUCAUUCCCCUUUUAUAUUGUGGGGAGACUGAGGUGCAAGAGUAACGUUAGGUAGGGAUUAGGUUAAGAUUAUCUUGUUUUAUAAUUUUAAAGUUGUUUUCCUGCUUUGUGUUAGUAAAUGGUUAAUUUCUUUAAUUAGUUUACUGUUGCUACCUAAUUUGAGGACUGAUGUGUUGGGAAUUAUUGCCCACCACAGUGUCAGUGGGACUCAUGAAAUAUAACUAUCCUUCCAUCCAUACAUUAAUCCAAGAGUUAUAUCAUGCAUAGGCCAAUACUUGUCAAGGUAGGUGACACUAUAAAUACAAGGUAGUGUUACUUCCUUUGGGUUUGAAAUGCUUAGUGUUUGUUACUUUUUCUUUACUUAUAUUACACUGUCUAUCUGUCACUUUAUCUUUCUGACGUUCGCUGAGAAACUAAACCAAUAACAUUAAUUAAUAUACAGUUUACAGUUUUAGUAAUAUAGAUGAUAAUGAUGGUACUUACUAAAAUUUAAAUUGACCCAAAGAUGAUUGUAUUGUGUCCGCAGUCUCUGAUAGUUACGUCACACGGUAAACAAACAUCAGCUGGUUGUCGGUAUGAGCAAGGUAAAGGUUCAUCCUGUUAGCACGACCAUUUGUCUCACUAUGAACCUGAUAUCUUGUUAGAGGUAUAUUAAACUUAUAUUGACCAUACCGUGUUUCCUGAAUAGUGGAAAAAUGUCACUCGGUCGGUUGUUAAGAUCUAUGCCAAUGAGGAGGCACACGGUCAUUGGGGCGCUGGUCAUGGCAACUGUUCUCUUCAUAGUGUAUCAAUUUACCUUCGUUGCUGAAUUGAGUGAAUCUUCCAAACCCAAGCAGCAUCAACCAAAUAUUCCAAAGCGACAUAUUGAAAUUGAAGAUUCAAACAGACAAAAAGUGGUAGAUAAAGACAGAUCACACCCAAAAGAUAUACAUUUGGUAAACGGUGAUGGCAAGAAGGACAAGACACUGCACGAGGAAGAGGUGAAGGCUGUGCAUAAAGUAGACAAGGUUGAGGUUGAUGUGGUGAAACAGGACAAAGGAAGUAAGGAUAUCUCGAAAUCAGAUGUACGAGUAACCUCCCAAGAUAAGGAAAAGGCUACCUUUAAGUGUGUAACCACUGGGAAAGUAAUUCCCUUAGAAAAAUUGAAUGAUGACUUUUGUGACUGUCCAGAAGAUGGAUCUGACGAGCCAAGAACAAAUGCUUGUGUGAAUGGAAAAUUCUCUUGCUUAAAGCAUUUAAAGAAUUUUCCAAAAGUAAUUCCUUCAUCAUGGGUUAACGAUGGCGUGUGUGACUGCUGUGAUGGCUCAGACGAGUGGAAGAAGAAAAAGGUGGAUAUAGCUCUCUCUAUACAACUCCAGAAUAAGGUUGGACGCUAUUUGUCACCUUGCCCAAAUCGCUGUCCACUUUGAAUACUGUAGAUUGUAAAUAGGAGGCAACAUUUGGGAUUUUAUUUUGACAUGUACACUACAGAUAUAUACUGUAUAUACAUAAAUGCAGUUAUUUUAUUUUUCCAUAAGAACAAAAAUUUGCAUUUGAUACUGUAUUUGAAUUGCUACUGUAUAUAAUCAAGGUGAUCAGCUUAAAUAUGAGUUCAGAUUUAUAAGCAAAUGUGGAAUGCACAGGGGUGAAUGAAUAUUUGAAAAGAUCGUUCAACCAAUAUGUUGAACCAUACUGUAGUACAGUAUAUUAAGUCACCGUAGUAGCCCCUACCAUAAUUCUGUAGGAAUAUUCUCAUGGUAUCAUUCAAUUUUUUUAACUAAUAUUUUGACAAAUUUAAUGCUACUGUUUUUGAGUUUGAACUAUGAAGUAAGAUAUAUAUAGUGCCUUAGUUAAAACUUUCAUCACUUUGUAACACUUGUCUUCCCAAGUUUUUGUCAUAUAGCAUAGUCAAAGGUUAAUGAUAUGUCGUGUAUUUGUGAUGCUUGAAGAUAAAACUCCUAUCAUAAUUUCUUAAACUGUUUACAUUACUGUACUUAGAUCCACUUUUAUUCAUCACAUUUUGUUGCUCAUAUAUAUAUAUAUAUAUAUA
Molecule: messenger RNA, 2265 nt
Organism: Homarus americanus (American lobster)
Lineage: Eukaryota; Metazoa; Arthropoda; Malacostraca; Decapoda; Nephropidae
Exons: 1
Coding region: 932-1645 (237 amino acids)
Biological process (GO): N-glycan processing
Cellular component (GO): glucosidase II complex
Molecular function (GO): protein binding
Source: RefSeq, a predicted model, not a curated record